UGGAAGAAAAUUUAUAUUGAUACCAAAUAUUUAAAUUUUAAUCAAAUAAUUAAUAAUAUUAAUAAUAUAAGGAAUAGAAUUUUUCGUUAAUAAUAUAAAAUUAAUUUAGAUUUUAAAAUUAAACGUCAUUGAGUGAAAUAUGAAACAUAACCAAGAAACAAAUAUUUGAAUUUAUUUCUAUUAAGAAGAAGAAUAAAACAUUUAAAUGAAUACAGUUUACAAGUUCGUAUAUAUUAAGUGAAAUGAAUAUUUUGAUAUAUUCCAAAUUUAUAAAGGAAUGGCAGAAAAGGAGGCAAAGAUUGAAUACGUGACAGAACCUUGCCCUAUUAAACCUCGUAAAAUAGGUCCACAGAAUAUAAUAUUACGUUUAAAGCGUCGAGAAACAUUUGGUUGUCCUUAUCCAGGGACACAUGUACAUUGUGCUAGACAAUUUUAUCAAAAUGUAUUUCCAAAUUUCACUGUUAUGAAUGUGGAGAAACCUCCAUGUUUUCUUAGAAAAUUUAGUCCUGAUGGUCAUUAUUUAAUAGCAUUUAGUUCUGAUCAAACUUCUAUAGAAGUUUAUGAAUAUCGUGGUGCAUCUGCAGCUGCUGAUUUAUUAGCAAAUUCAGAAGGUGAAUAUAUUGGUCAUAAGAAUGAUGAAUGCAGUUUCCAAAUUAGAAGAAACAUUUUUAAUAGAUUUUUUAAGGCUAAAUGGAUUGUUAAUGUGGUUCAAAGUAAUGAACAAUUGAAUAGAGAAUGUAGUUUAUUUACAGAUGAUGGUCGGUAUGUAAUUGUUGGUUCAGCUGCUCAUAUUCCAGAUGAAUUGAGACCACAUUUUUAUCAAAUUUAUUCUAACAAUGAAGCACUGACUCCAAAUCCUAGAUCACCACUUGAAGAUUACAGUUUACAUCUUGUCGAUUUACAUGGAGGAAAAUUAUGUGAUACUAGACAUUUUAAAGUAGAUAAAAUAUAUUUAUCUCAUAAUCAAGGUCUCUAUCUUUAUAAAGAUAUAUUGGCAGUAUUAUCAGUACAGCAUCAAACCAUUCAUAUAUUUCAAAUUCUUGAUGGAAUGUUUAUCAAUGUUAGAACAAUAGGAAGAUUUUGUUUAGAAGAUGAUGCUUAUUUGGUUAGAAGUGCAUGUCCUGGAGUAAACUGUCGCCCAUUUAGAGAUGUUACAAUAAACUGUCUCAAACAUAAAUUGUUAGUUUAUUUAUAUAAAAGAGCAGCAUAUAUUAGUGAUACAACAAAGGAUCCAUAUGAAUUAAGACGUUUUUAUCAAUAUUUUGACCAAUUAAAUGCAUUACGAAUGUGGAAAAUGCAAUUAUUAGAUACAAAUCAUAUUCUUGUAAGAUUUGCAAGUGAAGAAGUAGCAACUCUUCAAGCAAAUGAACCUAAUGUACAACCUGCACUUUUAGUAGUCUAUGAUAUGGUUACUGCCAAAAUAUUAGCUGCAUAUGAUAACACAUCUACCCAAUUAUUAACACAAUUUGAAAAUUUCAGUGAUUUCUUUAGGAAUGCUAGAAUGAAUGGCGAUUGUCAAUAUAUGUGUUCUCCAUCUAACAAUAUAUAUGCAAGAUUGUUACAACAGAGAUUUAAACAAACAAUAAUAAGUGCCAGAUAUGGUGGUGUUACUGAAGCUACAAAAAGAUUACUUGCUCAAUUGCCAAUAUGCGCUCAAUCUUAUUCUAGUUCCCCAUAUCUGGAUUUGUCUUUAUUUUGUUAUGAUGAUAAAUGGGUAUCUAUGAUGGAGCGUCCUAAAGCUUGCGGCGAGCAUCCUAUACGGUUUUAUGCUCGUGAUUCUGGUCUUCUAAAAUUUCGAAUGUAUGCGGGAAUGUUAGGUCGUACCACACCUACAGCUGCAAGACGUUUAGUUGCAUUUACCUUUCAUCCAACAGAUCCAUUUGCUAUUUCUGUUCAACGAACGAAUGCUGAGUACAUCGUCAGUUUUCAUGUUAGACAUGUUUAAAUUUUCAUUAAAAAUGUUUUAAUAUAUUAUUUUACAUUUUUCCAUGAUUACGAUCUCAUUGUACAGUUUUAAUAAUAAUUAUUGAUAAUUUUUGGACUAAAUCAUAUUUUUAAAAAAAAAUUGA
Molecule: messenger RNA, 2069 nt
Organism: Apis laboriosa (Himalayan honeybee)
Lineage: Eukaryota; Metazoa; Arthropoda; Insecta; Hymenoptera; Apidae
Gene: abo
Product: DET1 homolog
Exons: 8
Coding region: 278-1945 (555 amino acids)
Biological process (GO): positive regulation of proteasomal ubiquitin-dependent protein catabolic process; protein ubiquitination
Cellular component (GO): cullin-RING ubiquitin ligase complex; nucleus
Molecular function (GO): ubiquitin-like ligase-substrate adaptor activity; ubiquitin protein ligase binding
Source: RefSeq, a predicted model, not a curated record